CCAAAGCUCGGUCACUCUGUCGCGGAGACAUCGAAGAGACGACGCUACCCGGGGAUCGAGUUGUCUUGGCUCGCAUUCAAGUGUCACCCUCCCUUCGCUCCCAUCGGGACGAACGUCGGACGAACACCGGGCUUGCACGAGAUUCUGUAAGGAUGCCAUCGGUACGAAACGCAGCUACACUGGCGUUGGUGCUUCUCGUCUUGGCAGAAUGGUCGGUGGCGAUGCCAACGGCCGACAAAGACAAAGACAGACUAUUGAACACCGUGGAUUUGAUAGACGACGACGGCAGCAUCGAGACAGCCCUGAUAAAUUACCUAUUCACCAAGCAGAUCGUGAAGCGCCUCCGCAAUCAGCUGGAUAUCGGCGAUUUACAGCGUAAACGCAGCUACUGGAAGCAGUGCGCCUUCAACGCUGUGUCCUGCUUCGGUAAAUAAGCAGGACGAAGGGAAAAA
Molecule: messenger RNA, 452 nt
Organism: Formica exsecta
Lineage: Eukaryota; Metazoa; Arthropoda; Insecta; Hymenoptera; Formicidae
Product: allatostatin C
Exons: 3
Coding region: 153-434 (93 amino acids)
Source: RefSeq, a predicted model, not a curated record